Molecule: messenger RNA, 3086 nt
Organism: Misgurnus anguillicaudatus (oriental weatherfish)
Lineage: Eukaryota; Metazoa; Chordata; Actinopteri; Cypriniformes; Cobitidae
Gene: dcaf8
Product: DDB1 and CUL4 associated factor 8
Cellular component (GO): Cul4-RING E3 ubiquitin ligase complex; cytoplasm
Molecular function (GO): protein binding
Source: RefSeq, a predicted model, not a curated record
CCGGAAACAGAAAAAUAAAAAAAGAAAGCUGAAAAAACAGAAGCGCUAACGAAGCAGGUCCGUCAAAACAUAAACAGUGCAGCACGACCACAGGCGUGAGCUUUAACAGCGGUGUAUUUUUUUUGGAUGGUCAGUAAGGGAUCCGAGGACACAUGUCUCUAAUGUGCAGUGCGUUUGUUUGCGCUUGAGCCAUAAAGGAAAAGCUGCGCAGAGAUUAACAAGUGCUGAGACUUGAGGCCUGUAGCAGAGGGUCUCUUCUGUGAGAAGAGGUGGUCAGAAUGAGUGAUACAGAUGGUAAAGCCAGUGUCCCAAAUGGUGGUACUGAUGAGACAGAACCUGGAGAAGCGGAUGCAUCUGCAGCGAGGGAGGCCCAGUCCGGUCCUGAGUCAGCAAAUCUGAGUUCAGCCCCAGAGGAAGGUGAGGGGGUUGAAGAGCGUCCAGUGCCCGAAUCCGAACAGAAGCAGGGACCGGGAGAAGAAGAGGACACGGACAGCAUGGAUGGCAGUGGACUUUACUCUCUGACAGAGGACGGUGAGCGAGAGAGUGAAGGAGGAGGGCAGAGAGAGAAAAGAAAAGAUGAAGGUAGAAGAUCUGCCAGAAAGAGAAACCGGCCCAGCGGGGGAACCACACGGCACUCAUCUAGUUCCGAUGAGGAUGAUGAUGAUGACGAGGAAGAAGAAGAAGAGGAGGAGGACGUCGAGGAAGAAGAUGAGCAAGCCAUGGAGGCGUGGCUGGGAGCGGACCUAUGCGACCUGAGUCGCCCUUCAUGGUGUGCCGUCCCCUCGCUGCGCGCUCGAGAGAUCGGACGCAAUUCUCAGCAGUUUGUGAGGAAGGUGUGUGGGGCACGGGGUCUGGUGCAGAGGCUGGAACUGCAGGGCCGUCUGGAAAGACACUCGGGAUGCGUGAACACCCUCCAUUUUAACCCCUCUGGCACCCGCCUGGCCUCUGGCAGCGACGACCUUCGCGUGGUAAUUUGGGAUUGGGCUCGCAGAACGGCUGAGCUGGAGUUUGACAGCGGCCAUAAGAGCAACGUUUUUCAGGCAAAGUUUCUCCCACACAGCGGUGACUCCACGCUGGCCAUGUGUGCCAGAGACGGACAGAUCAGAGUCGCUGAGCUUUCUGCCACACAGCGCUGCAAAAACACCAAAAGAGUCGCCCAGCACAAAGGUGCCGCCCAUAAGCUGGCACUGGACCCAGACUCCCCCUGCUCUUUCCUCUCCGCUGGCGAAGACGCUGUGGUGUUCGGCAUUGACCUGCGUUUGGACAGACCUGCCAACAAACUGGUCGUGGUGAAGGACGGUGAAAAGAAAGUGGGGCUGUACACCAUUUACGUGAAUCCAGCUAACACGCAUCAAUUUGCGGUCGGCGGCAGAGACCAGUAUGUCAGGAUCUAUGACCAGAGAAAGAUCAAUGAAAGUGAUAAUAACGGGGUCCUGAAGAAAUUUUGUCCCUCCCCCUUGGUGUCCAGCGAAUCCAAAACAAAUAUCACAUGUUUAGUGUACAGCCAUGAUGGCACAGAGCUGCUGGCAAGUUACAACGAUGAGGACAUUUACCUUUUUGACUCCAGCCACAGUGAUGGGGCCGACUAUCGCAGAAGAUACAAGGGUCACCGCAAUAACGCCACAGUGAAGGGAGUUAACUUCUACGGACCCUGUAGUGAGUUUGUUGUCAGUGGCAGUGACUGUGGACACAUCUACCUAUGGGACAAGAACUCUGCCCGUGUGGUGCAGUUUAUGGAGGGAGACAGGGGAGGAGUGGUAAACUGUCUGGAGCCACAUCCACAUCUCCCAGGUUUGGCCACAAGUGGUCUAGAUCAUGAUGUGAAACUUUGGGCACCCACCGCUGAGAAUCCCACCACACUGAAGGGACUUAAAGAGGCAAUGAAGAAGAACAAACGAGAGCGUGAUGAAGACAGCGUUCGUCACGGCGACCAGUAUGACACACAGCUACUCUGGUUCCUGAUGAGACACAUGAGAAAUCGAAGACCUCAGCGAACCCGACGAGGAGAAGGAGGAGAAGGCGACACAGACGAAUCUUGGAGCUCGCCAGAUUCCUCCGAUGAAGAAGAUGGAGGUCCAGAUCAUGUGCAGUGCAUGUCCUCCUGAGCCACACACACACACACACACACACACACACAUACACAAACAAACAUGCUUUCUGCCAUAUAUUUAAGCACAUACAUGGUAACACACUGGUACACAUUAGACACUGAAAGGCCAGCAGCAAACACACACACGGCUUUACACACACAUACACGCAACCUGAGGGAGAGGUAAACACGUGCUGUCAAAAUCUGGCUUUGCACACACAAAUAACAUCACUGAGGGAAGAAACAAUACUAAGAUUCAUAUUUUUGAUAUGCACCCACACACAACCACUCAGAUUUUGAACGUUCACUCCCACUUUUAACAAAGUACAAAAUAACGAAUCUGUCAAUCUUGUGGGCAGCGUUUUGCUGCAGCAGUUGAGGCAGACGUGAUAAACUAUUUUUUUUCCUCAUCUCUGCUAUAAUAGAAAGUUUUUCUUUCACUUUGAUACGUGGUUAGAGUUUACCUCCUACAGAUUACUGAGCGGUUGAUGCGUGUUCAACCAACCAGCACCAUCCUUUACUGGGCUCAUCUGUUUCUGGAGUUGUUAUUUUUGGACUGCAAUUUAAUUGUCUUUGCAUUGCAUUGAUAGACCGUCAUCGGUCGCCCACCACCGUCUGGUCUUUGUUCUCUUCUCCUGUGCGUGUGCAUUUGCCGAAGCCGGACACCGUCAAUCUUCUCGAGGUCAAUCAUGCUCUUAGCUCUGACUGAAGACACGGAAGAUGAGCCAGACCGGCUUCGUCUGGUUUCAGAGCUCAGUUCCUCUCUCUCUCCCAUGCUACUGAGUGCACUUUAAUCAGGGAUCUGCUUUGUGUUUUGAAUCUCUAAGACGAGCGUGCGCUUAGGGGGCAUGCAGUACUUAAUGGAUAAAACGUGUUUAUUUUGCAGAUUAUUGUUUUUUGUUCCCCAAACUAGUUACGGACUUCAAAGCGAAUACAAAGAUUUGACACCAGCUUUUUUGGUUUUGGAUUUGCACUUGGGUGGAGAUACUUGACAGAG